AUUUUAUUCACUUCCAUUUCUAUCGGCAGCCUUUUAACAUCGGAUUUUGGUUCCUGUUGGUUCCUGGGUCAGCUUGUCGGCUUUCGAUGUCGCGUUAUCAGUACACCGAUCACAUCCUGGAAGCCUUCAAUGUCUUCCAUCGAUCCAUGGAACUGGACGAGGUGGCCGGCUAUGUGGCCGAAAUGGAGGCCAAGUCCGUGGCCGAAGUACGCCUGGCAGUGGAUAAUACCCUAACAGCUGCCUGGCUACAUGGCUUUCUCACCCGAGACGAUAACCAGUUCACUCUGGCCUGUGGCUACUGGGAUGAUGUGCAGCGGGGAGCGGUGCAGGAAGGCAGCCGCCAAAAGAGGCACUCGGUCACAAAGUCAAAGUCUUAUCACUUCACCAUUUCAGAGAGUGGAGAGACAAUCUCCGAUGGUGCUGGCCUCCAGGAUAUGAACUAUGGCGACCAAAUACUGUCUGCCUUUGCGGUUCAGCGUCGUCCUCUUACUUUGGCCGACAUUGUGAACUAUGUGUCCAUGGCCUCGAACAAAAGUCCAGCGGAGGUCUAUGGGACAGUAAGAUCUACCCUGGACUUGGCCCUAGCCCAUGGGUUUGUGCACAAGCAGCAGGACCAGGCCUUUCUGCUGGCCAAGGAGCUGCAGCAGUCGCUUUAGUCCUUUUGGAUUUUUGGUAUCUAAAUAAAAGAGUGAGACUUAUUUUUAAA
This is a messenger RNA of Drosophila kikkawai, 706 nucleotides long. RefSeq lists its product as uncharacterized. The record is from RefSeq and is a predicted model, not a curated record. Lineage: Eukaryota; Metazoa; Arthropoda; Insecta; Diptera; Drosophilidae.